Messenger RNA from Bacillus rossius redtenbacheri, 547 nucleotides. RefSeq names its product NEDD8 (gene Nedd8). Gene Ontology annotation, cellular component: cytoplasm; nucleus. Gene Ontology annotation, molecular function: ubiquitin protein ligase binding; protein tag activity. The record is from RefSeq and is a predicted model, not a curated record. Gene Ontology annotation, biological process: protein neddylation; regulation of proteolysis; modification-dependent protein catabolic process. The transcript is spliced from 4 exons. Bases 179 to 421 code for a protein of 80 amino acids. NCBI's taxonomy places the organism in Eukaryota, Metazoa, Arthropoda, Insecta, Phasmatodea, Bacillidae.
CCAUGAUUUUGAUGAUAAUCAAUUUUUUUGAGGGUGACAGGUUUUUUUAGUCCUUUCUGUUGGCAAAACUGGAAAUGUUACGGUUUGGCGUCUGUAAAUUGUUUAGGUUUGUGUGUAUUGAAAUAAAAAGAAGAGUGUACUUUCAAAUACUUCUCAAGUUAUUUUGUAAAAGUGGACCAUGUUAAUAAAAGUAAAGACGUUGACCGGCAAAGAGAUUGAAAUCGACAUAGAGCCAACUGACAAAGUGGAACGCAUCAAGGAACGAGUGGAGGAGAAGGAAGGAAUCCCACCGCAGCAACAGAGGCUAAUAUUCUCUGGCAAGCAGAUGAACGAUGAGAAGACUGCUCAAGACUACAAGGUCCAGGGUGGUUCGGUGCUGCAUCUAGUGUUGGCUCUGCGCGGCGGUGCGGGCCAGCUGUGAGCACGGAGCUGGCGAUGCGCGGCCAUGCUGGCACAGAGCGCCAACACCCACUUGAUGCACUCUCUCAAGUCUGCCUGCUUCUGUCAGUACCAAGCUUGUAAAUAAAAGCCUCUCAUUUUUCAGCUA